AUGAACACCAUUCUAAGAAAAUGCAAGAGCCUCUCCAUCUCAAAGCUAAAGAGGACCUCCUCCUACAGCAGCCUCCGAUCGAAAUCCAUGAGGGAAGAAGAUCAAGAUCUCGAGCCGUGGGAGGACAACGAUGAAGCGGCAACGACAAUCACAAUCUUCGUAGGCCAGUCGCGAAGAAGGUACUCGGUGGAGAAGAGGCACUUGGAUCACCCAUUGCUGAGCACAUUGAUUGAUCGAUCAAGUGUUGAUGAGGUGCAAGUGAGGUGCGAGGUGGUGCUGUUCGACCACUUGCUGUGGAUGUUGGAGAAUGCAGCGGCAGAUGUGGAGGGGGAUACGUUGGAAGAGUUAGCUGAGCUCUACACUUGUUGA
Molecule: messenger RNA, 369 nt
Organism: Zingiber officinale
Lineage: Eukaryota; Viridiplantae; Streptophyta; Magnoliopsida; Zingiberales; Zingiberaceae
Product: auxin-responsive protein SAUR78-like
Exons: 1
Coding region: 1-369 (122 amino acids)
Biological process (GO): response to auxin
Source: RefSeq, a predicted model, not a curated record